AUGGCUCCCCAAUUAAAAGACCCCUGGGCUCGACGAGAGGCCUGGAGAUACCAGACAAACUUCACCCGAGCUAACCGAUUCAAGGGCGCCGCUCCCGGAUUCGGCAUUGCUGUCGUUGCAUUUGGUGCCUACCUGGCCGCCGAGAAGUUUCUCUUUGAGAAGAAGGACGACCAUCACCACUAG
Yarrowia lipolytica CLIB122 is the source of this 183-nucleotide messenger RNA. NCBI's taxonomy places the organism in Eukaryota, Fungi, Ascomycota, Dipodascomycetes, Dipodascales. The record is from RefSeq and is a predicted model, not a curated record.